This is a messenger RNA of Puntigrus tetrazona (Sumatra barb), 1443 nucleotides long. Its product is annotated as janus kinase and microtubule-interacting protein 3-like. Gene Ontology annotation, molecular function: kinase binding; microtubule binding; GABA receptor binding. The coding region runs from base 1 to 1326 and encodes 441 amino acids. The transcript is spliced from 15 exons. NCBI's taxonomy places the organism in Eukaryota, Metazoa, Chordata, Actinopteri, Cypriniformes, Cyprinidae. The record is from RefSeq and is a predicted model, not a curated record.
AUGACACUGAAUGAGGAGCACAUAACCACAUCCAGUAUGCCAGAGUACUUCUUGCUGGAGAUGACCUACAAACACGAUGAGGCAUGUUGUGAGACAUAUUUUGGAUUUGACGAAGAAUCUGUUGACUCUGAAACAUCAUCUCUGACAUCAUAUAACACCGACCGCACAGAUCACACCCCUGCCACCCCUGAAGAGGAUCUUGAAGAUGGCUUUUCUCGAGAGGAGGCAGAGCUGCGAUUUCGGCAGCUGACACGAGAGUACCAGGCACUGCAGCGAGCUUACGCACUUCUGCAGGAGACUACGGGGCCUCUGGACCCCGAGAGACACUGCAGGACACGGGAGCAGCUGCAGACGGAGCUGAUUGGCUGUCAUGCACGGAUUGUCGACCUGGAGCGGAGCUUGGCAGAGAAGGGGCAGGACUCAAAAUGGGUGGAGGAAAAGCAAAAUCUUCUCAGGGUGAACCAGGAACUCAGAGAAAAGAUAGUAUCGCUGGAGCAGUGUGAAAUGCGAUUACGCUCGGAAGUUCAAGACACCCUGGAUCAGAAUGAGCUGCUUGAAUUCCGCAUUCUAGAACUGGAAGAGAGGGAACGCCGUUCUCCUGCCUUUAACCUGCAAAUCUCUGCCUCUGAAAACAACAGUAGCCUACAGCUUCACUGCCAGCAAGAAGGUGUCAAGGAUGUCAUCAUUCCCGACCUCAUGAAAAAGCUUGACAUUCUUGGAGAUAAUGGGAACUUGCGAAACGAGGAGCAAGUCACAGUCAUUCAAGCAGGCACUGUGCUGUCUUUAUGUGAAAAGUGGCUGAAGCAGAUCGACAGCACUGAGGCAGCUCUGACACAGAAAAUGAUUGAUCUGGAGAAUGAAAAGGAGCUGUUCAGUAAACAGAAAGGUUUCCUGGAAGAGGAACUAGACUACAGGAAGCAAGCUCUUGAUCAGUCCCAACUGAGGGUACAGGAGCUGGAGGCCACGUUAUACGCUGCACUGCAGCAAGAUCCAGAGAGCUGUGUGGGGGAGAGUUUAAGUGACAGGCAGCGAGCAAAGCUGGCCGAAUCAAUGGAUGCAGUGCGGAGACAGAUCUUGCGGCAGAGUCGCCAUGCUGACACGCUCAUCCUACAACAGCGCAUGGAGCUUCUCCAGUCUGCACAGCAGAGGAUCAGAGAACUUGAAGAUAAGAUUGACAUGCAGAGAAGACAAAUCAAAGAGAUUGAAGAGAAGCUUUUAUUCUCUGGCCUUAACAAUCCCCUGCCCCAACACACACACAUACGCACACACACAUAUCAUAUUCUUUCUAUGUAUCUCUUUCUGUCUCUUUUCUGUCUUCUUUCUUAAACAAACAGAGGUGCAGUAUCAAGACAAAGAUACAAACUCAUCUUGCCACUAAAACCUUUGUAACACAAUCAUUCCUCAGUUUGUUGUACAAAACAUGUUUUUAAAUAUUUUAUGAAA